Botrytis sinoallii is the source of this 969-nucleotide messenger RNA. RefSeq lists its product as uncharacterized. The record is from RefSeq and is a predicted model, not a curated record. Bases 1 to 969 code for a protein of 322 amino acids. The transcript is spliced from 2 exons. Lineage: Eukaryota; Fungi; Ascomycota; Leotiomycetes; Helotiales; Sclerotiniaceae.
AUGACUUCCGAAGAUUCAACACUCAAAUCAUCAAGACUUCACCACAUAGACACAUCAUCUAAUGGCGGUGUCUCUGGACCUUUCUGGGACUCAAACGAACGUUGCUUUUGGCUGAUGAAUAAUCGUCAAGUCUACACGCAUCCUGAAAAUUAUAGCGGAAGUUCCGCUUGCGCAACUAUCGCAUCCGCAAACCCUGAUUCUGCUUACCCAUCCGGCUGGUCUCGAGGUCAACGCACACGAUCACUAUCAGGUUCUGACAAUUCGCCAGAUUCAGCAUCACAUGAAUCUAAACGCAUUCGCCCGGAGUCCCUUGGCAGUGCACCCCCAAAGAAUACACAAUCCAAACAGCCUUUGCGCCAGGGUACUCCGGAACAACAACGCAAGUUUCCACAAUACGAUCUAUCCAAUCUUCCACCUCCACCCCCCUUUCCUCCUCAAAGAUCCCAAUCGGUUCGUUUUUCCCCAAAUAUAUCUUAUUCGGAUGACCCUGUGAAAAAAUAUAACCCAGGACCAUCCCUACCUAGCUUCCCUCAACGCUCUCAAUCUCACCCAUCCCCCACCACCCGCUACAUCCCUCCCAAAUAUCUCCGCGACCCCGAACACGAAGACGAAGAUUUUUCCUCCCCCUCCUCCGCCUCCUCCGCCUACUCCUACUCCAAAUCCCCCUCAUCUUCAUCCUCCUACUCAUACCAUCGCGUCCCCUCUUCCCGCGACCGCCACGAAUCCCAACGUCAACGCACGCACCACCGUCACAUCGAAUACGACUACGACACCGAUACCGAUCUCUCCGAUCAGAAAGAAAAGAAACUCAGAAGACAGAAACGCUCGCGUGAACGUACCCCGGAUGAACAGAAGAAACACGAGAAAACUCUGAAAGGUAUUGGAGAGACGGGAAGAGGAGAUAUGGGACGAGCGGCUUUGAUGGGAGCCCUUCCUUUCGUGUGCCUUCUGGCGAGAUUGGCGGCUUAA